ACUAGAUUAUACCUGCCAUAUACCAAACCAUGAUGUAGUUAGCGUACAUUGGGAAAUAAUUUGUUAAAUACUACAUUGUUGCUUCAUAUUACAAAGAAAGAGGCGGAGCAAUGAAAGGCUGUCCUUUUUCCCAGUUGUAUAUGAGAUGUCUUUCUGACAGCAGUCUGCUCACAUUGACUUGCUACACUGCUAGCACUCUAAUAAUACACUAUAUUCAACAAUGGUAAGUUUACGAAAUUACUAGCAUUUUCGAUUAAAACAUUUGAAUGCCUUUUUUUUUCUUUCUGGCAGAUAACUACAAUGUGUAAUCUGAAUGUUAUUCACUUUAUCAUGAUAUCCAUUGCUGCACAAAAUGUUCCAAUUUUACUGUGCAAAUAAUAUGAUUUUCUUUUCUAGACUUCCUACACAGACAAAGGAGAAAAGGUAUGAUAAUUUCCUAUAAAUAGCCAUACAUCUAGUUCAGUUAUUUUUACCGUUUAUUGUUUUAAACUGAUCUCUUAAAUAAUUUUGUAUUUUUUAAUUUUUUAUUAUCAUCUAGUAAAUGAUGUUGCAAUAUUUUAUUUUUAGAAGUGUCUGUAAAAAAAAAAAAAGUAGUAUAUAUUUAGCAUUCUAUUCAUUAAAAUAAAUUGGGGGAAAUUGAGAUAUGAGAAUUGCAAUUUUAGGGCAAUAUAACAAAACUGUAAAAAAAAUAUAUGAUAAAUUCAAGAUUUUUUUUUCAUUUGACAUAAAAAUUGUGAUCAUGAGGCAAUUCUCCAGGAUAAGUGGUUAAAUGAUAAAACACACAGUGAAUCAGUGCUGCAGUUACAUUUAUAAUGGUACAGUUUGGGAUGUUAGUACACUGAUGAAACAGGUAACGCUUGAAAUUCUGCAAAAACUGGAAAGAUCUAAUUUGACAAUACAAAAUAAAUAGAAAGCAGUUAGGAACCUGCUCUGAGCAGACUCCUUUACCCAGUAAUCAGAGAUAAACAUGGGCUAUUCAAUAAAUAGUGAAUUGUAAAUUUUCAAACUUUUGUCUAACAAUAUGACUUGGAUUUAUUUUUAUUUAUAAUAUUAGUAUAAAAUAUUCCAAGUUAACUAUUAACAAUCCACAAUUUAGCAAAGGAUUUUGAAACACUCAGGGUGGAUAUAUAUGAUAAUCUCUGAAGUGUUAUUCACUAAACUGUGAACUGAAUUUUAAAAAUUAAGCCUUACUAGCUCAUUAGAAAAAAAAAAAAAUGUUUAAAUAGCCUGAAUUUUGAAAAUCAGGUUUUAAUUCAUGACAGUUUAUUUUUUAGUGAGUAGACAUUCACAAUUUUGUGCUAUUAAUGCAUAAUUAGUAUUUUAAUGUUUAGUGUUUUAAACAAUUUUUGGGGGUUACAUUUUGUGCCUAAUGGGUGAAUUUCAGUUGUACCUGUCUGGGAAGGGAGCUGUUUUCAUGCUUUUUUAUAGUGUAAUGCUACUUUUACAGUGCACUUUAGAUUUUUUAUUUUUUUUAAUGCUAUUUUGUAAAUGUUAUAAAAAUGAAUUGGGAAAAAAAAUGAUGCUACGUCGAUGCAGUAUAAAGUGAUUUCUGAUAUUCAGUUUUACAUCUGUUUUAUAUAUUGUAUGGAAACAUAACAUGUUUUCAUGUUUGUGUUUGGAAUCCAGCAUGAACAAGGACGAUUUCUAAACUUUCAUUCUGUAACACUGUGGGUCAGUAAUGCAAAACAGGUAGGUUACUUUAUCUGUGUUCUUUAAUGGGUUAAAUUAGAGAUGAAAGCAUUCCUCCAUGUGUGAGCUCUCCAACUAGAUAGCCUGAGCUUGUGAUUGGUUCGUAAAGGGGAGUAUCUGAUGUCCCUCCAACAGUCUGUUUCCACUUAAGCUAUGUGCCACAUAUGGUGCUUCUGCUAGCACAGACACAGGCUGUUGUCUCUGAUAUCAGCCACAGGGAUGUGUUAUAAAAGUCACAUAGGUCUAUUUGGGUCAUGAUGUUCUAUGGUAAUUAGCAAAGUAACUCCCUACAAAUAAAUAAGAUUCUGAGGUUUUAUCAGGAAACAGACAUAAAACCAGUCCCGAUUUCCAGGAGUAAAUAAGAACAUAGGCCUUGAUUUUAUAUUUUUUGAGCAUUUUUUUUUUCAAAUUUAUAUAAUACUUUUUUGGAUGCAAUUUUCAAAUUAUUUAAUUUUUGUAAGUUUUUUUUUAUAAUGUAAUAUUUUGAUUUUAUUGAUAUUUUAUGUGAUAUAUUUGAAUUUAUGUCAUUUGGAAACUUUAUCCAAAAAGAUGAAAUCAUUUGAAAUAAUUAUCCACAAAAUAUUUAAUCAAGGCCAUAGUCGGUAUAACGGAUGGGGAAGGUGGGAAAUUUGGUUGUUUCUGAAGACCUUUGGCAUUUAAAUCUGGUUUUCAUCCCUAGUCCUGGUCUUAAAGGAUGUUAGGAGAUAAAUACCUCUACAAGAAUGGGAACUCUGUAAAGGCCCAAAUGCUUAAGCAUCCAUUCUUUUUCUGAUCUGCCACUUACAUGCCAGUGAACCAUGUUGGCUGGCGUCAUGUCUAUCAGUGUAAUUUAUCUUAGAACCAUGAGGCCACUUAAUAAAAUGUAUUUAUUGUAAUUUUUUAAAAUUUCUGUUAUGAUUUUUCUUUCCCCAUCGUUAUUUGUACUAUGUUUUUAAACAAUCUCUACGCUACAGGCUGCCUCAUUUUAUUGCAAUAAAAUGGGAUUUGAACCCUGGGCAUACAAAGGUCUGGAGACGGGUUCUCGUGAAUUGGUAUCUCAUGUUGUAAAGCAAGACAAGGUAUACUUAUUUACCCAUCCAUUGGAAAUACUACUCUGCAAUUGUAUAUAACAGUACUGUACCAAUAUUGCUCAUAUUUGUCUUGCAGAUAAUUUUUGUUUUCGUAUCUGCUCUUACACCGGGUAACAAAGGUAAAUUGUUUUGUUCUUUGCACCUGUGCCUUUGUGUUUGUAAUAUUCAAUACAGAUUGUAAUACAGAUAACUGGAUCUAUGCAGGCCUCCCAACCUUUCCAAUUUCGGCUGGAAAGUCACAAUUUUCUUGUCCUGACACCUGUCCUGGCGCCAGGGAACUGUUCCCAGCAAGCAUAGUGCAAGUGCAUUGUUAGAUGCGCUCACGCUUUGUUUAGGACACUUGGACCCUGCAGAGAGCGCCAAAACAGUGCUCCCAGUGGGUUCAGCCCUCAGUGGGUUGUCCUUAGAUGUUAGUCAGGCAGAGAGACUGGUGUGUAUUCAUGCCCGGAUGACCUGCCAGUAAUUCAGGUGGUUCAACCCCUUUUCUGGCUGGUUCCUCGUCCAUUGGGGUGGAGCCAGUGAUCCAAUCUAAGCGGUGUCCUACUUUUCUGGAUGCUGUAGUUGUGAGGUAUGUCUGCUUUACGUGUAAAAUAAUUAUAAGGUCAACAAGUACUAUUAUAUGGAAUUCUAUGUUCAUGUGUUUAUCUAAUGUCUUCUUUGUGUGUAUGCAACAGCUGCAUUCUCUGCCUAUCACUGUAGGCCAUAAUAGAAGCUGAAGUGUAGCAUUAAAGGGAUGGCCUAAGGUUUUGUGUCUUUCAAACUAAGUUACCUUAGAUAUGACUCAAUUUCUCAUUUGGACAUUUUUUCAUAUUUUUCACAUCAGAAUUUGGAGCCCACUUACAGAAACAUGGUGAUGGUGUCAAAGAUGUAGCUUUUGAAGUAGUGGACUGUGACUUCCUUGUUCAGGUGACACAUUGAGCACAGUGUUUAAUCUCUUCGAGUAAUAUCUAUACUGCAAAUGACCAAAUAUUUUUUUCUACCCUACAGAAAGCAAGGGAAAGAGGAGCAGUGAUUGUAAAGGAGCCUUGGAUUGAAGAAGACAAAAAUGGAAAAGUGAAAUUUGCGAUCGUUCAAACGGUACUUAAUUUUUUAGUCUUCAGAACCAUUAGCAUUUUUAUUUUCAAGGAAAACAAAAAAAGAAAUGUUAUUUGCUAUACAGGUACAAUAUUUUCAUGGUAGUUUGAUGACUUUUGACAGAAUACAUUCUUUGCAUUUAGAAUCCCUUCCUCUAAAACAUUCCUUUAUAGGAACAGUAUAUUUUUGACACAUCCAACAUCAUAACGAUCUGCUGUUUAUUGCUAUUAUUGUACUAAUAUCAUAAUUAGGGUUAUUUGUUAAAAUGUGUUAGGAAUUCAAAACUAAUUUCAACGUUUAGACCAAAAGAAUUUUCUAAUUCAAGGAUUUUGGCCAAAAAUUUUAAAUUCAGGUUGAAGUCAUUUUGAAUUUCUGACAAUACAGAUUCAGAUAAUUAACCCUGUGUAUUUCAAAUGAUGCCCUGUCUAUAUGAAUGUUUGACUUCAUCAUACAAUUAAAUAAAAUGUAAUAAUAGUUCUUCACUUGACCUCAAAUUAUAGAAUUUGAAAUUAUCUGGUAUGGAAACACUCUCCAACUCUGCAUUAGCUCCAGCUUGGCCAUUGUUGCCUAAAUUUCUCAAUUUAGAUUUUUAUUUUCAAAUAUUUGGAGUUUAGUGAAAAAUGCUGCCCAUAAUCUGUUGAGUGACUGCUGCUUGCAUGUUUAUGGACUUGACAAAGAUUGUACGGGUUCUUCUUGCUUGCUUAAAGUUGAGGGGUGGGGGUGGGGGGGGAUGGAGAAGAUCCUGGAAUUGUCCCUGCAGGGAAAACUGUAGGCUUAGCCUUUAUAACCCGCACAGAAAUUACAUUUGCAGGAAAGUGGCUCUGUCACAUCUUUUUCCUCUGUCACCCCUCCCUGACCCACCCAAUGCUCUGUGAUGAACCCAGGACUUACUAUUUUUUUUUUUAAUGUCCUGCCACUCCCAUCUGGUCUUUAUACGUACUGCCACCAUCUUGGUAAAUCCAAUAUGGCAGCACACCUCAGCUUUUUUAAAGCAUGAGCAUCAUUGCUUGCACUAUAUGAGUUAACAUUGGAAGGAGGCAAGCAAAAAUUGGUAACCGAUGAGAAAGAUGGCAGAUGAUGUGGAGCUUCAUUAUAUCUUCUCCUUUUGUCAACUUUUGGAGUCCAUACUUUUCCUUAUGUAUAACUUUAUUAAGCAACAUAACUUCAGUGGGUGGGGGGAAAGCUUUGCUACCCAACGGGACAAAGAGCAGCAGUACAAAUUAUCUAAAAAGUGACAGAGCCGCUUUGAGUUAAUUUUCUUUUCUGUUUUAUCAGUAUGGUGACACAACACAUACUUUAGUGGAAAAACUGGAUUAUACUGGCAUUUUUCUGCCUAGCUUUGAACCUCCCCUGUUUCGAGAUCCUCUUCUACCAAAACUGUAAGUGUAUGCGGAUUUGAUAUGUAUAAGAUAAGGGCAGGGAUAGCAGCGCUGAUAUAUUUGAUUGUUAAAAUGUUUGGAUUAUGAUACUGGAUAAUACAUAUAUAAAUACCACGUUAUCAUGCUUUAUUUUACCUACAAAAAUAAAUAAAUAAUCAAAUACAGUGAGUGACUCCCAAAGAAACAAAGCAGAUGAUAAAAUAAGUGAAUUAUGAAUGUGGUAUAUAAUAGUUCAACAAAUUUAGGCCUUAAUCAUAUAUUAUUGGAUAACCAGUUCAAAUAUUGAAUAUUUUUGGAUUAACUAAUAAAAUGUUAGUAUUAGGAGAAUAUUUAAUUACAUUUUGUUAUAUAUGAUAAAUAUUUUAAUUUAAAAAUAAAUAAAUUUCUAUAUAUAUAUUUUAACAUUCUGUCCAAAAAUAUUAAAUCUUUUGAAAAGCCUUUCCAACAAUUCUAACUUAAGGCUUUAGUUCUUUUCAAGAAAACAGAAUGUUUGAAAAAUAUUUUUCUCUAUUAUAACAUCAUUUGAUUUCAGCAAAAAAAAACAACAACAUUUUCUCUCUGGAUAUCGUUAAUAACUUGUAUUUUGAUUAUAGUUUCAAAUUGCUCACACAAAAAUUAUACUAAUAAUACUAAAUUAAAGAUUGUAUGCAAUAUUUCUACUUUUGCUGGUUCCUAUCUCCAUUCCUUCCAUUCAGGAUAAUGUAUAAUGUGGCCUAUACGAAUAAAGUUUGUUGAAAAAAAUCAGGGCUAUUGAUUAACGUGUAAUCAGGAGUCUAGUCCUGGGGAAAAAAGUGUGGGAACUUACCCAAGAUCCACCUCCCCCCCCCACCACCCUAAAAAAAAAAACUAUACGCUCAUAUAUAUAUACUUAUAUAUAGCUGUGUGAAGGGGUGACAGUGUGUGGGGGCUGAAAGUGAUUGGGGAUGGUGAUAUUGUAUGGAGGGGGUGUCAGUGUGUGUAUGGGGAUGAUAGUGUGGGGGCUAUGAUGGUGUGUGGGGAUGGCUGUGAAAAGGUGUGGUUAGGGGGGCUGUGAGUAGGUAGGGGGCUUUAAGGUGGCUCGGGGGUCACACUAACUCACUGACAAAUAUACACAGACAGACACGCACACACAUUUCCCCGCAACACUCAGAUAUUUUUUUUAAUUUUAAUUUAAAUCCACCCAGCAUCCCUACCUUGGGAGAGCUGGGUGGAUUUUUUUUUACCUGGGAUCCAGUGGGGCUGCUGGCCGGGCUGUUUGGGCAGGAAGAUGGGCGGUCAGCUGAGUUCCAGGCGGGCGGCGAGUGAGCGCUGAUUUGUGAGCUCUCAGCUCCCUUGCGCGCUGCAAAGUGAUGCCGGGGGCCUGGACCUCAACCGUCCGCCUGCCCCGAGGCUAACAAGGCCUGCAGGACUACUCGCGGGCAAACAAGCCCUGCAGGACUACUAAUGGGAACGGUGUUCCUGCUGUGCUGGUGCUUAAGCGGAAGGCCGUGAUCGUGUGCGGAGCAUGCAGUGACUAGAUUUAAUGAUACCCCUUGUGCGCACUAUGUGAUGGCGGGGGGGAGUGGGCAGGUAUAUGCUAAGUUAGAGCUUCAUGUUACGCUUACGGAGCCAGGUCAACAGAGAUACUAUAAACAAUCUCAAAAAACAUUAAAGAAAAAGAUAAACUGAACACAUUUAAUGAACACUUUGUGGAGGUAAGGCACAGGUAUCUGCAGCCACAGAUUUCAGGUUGGUUGUUUCAGGUGUUCCCCCUUCUGGGUACAAAUGGGGUGAUUCCUGCCACGCUUCAGGUUAACAAUUUGAUAUUCUGGUUGAAUUCCCAACAAUUCAUACAUAAUCCAGAUUAUCUGAGCUGGAAACUUGAUUGCCCUGACUGAAAGUAAUUUUCUUGAAGUAAGCAAGGUUCUCUUUUUUUUCUUUUUGUAGACCAUGUUGCAAAUUGAAUUUCAUAGACCAUAUUGUGGGCAAUCAACCAGAUGGUGAAAUGGUUCCAGUCUGUGACUGGUAAGUUCAUAAUUCUUUAAAAUCUAAUUUCCGUUACCUUCUUGCUAUGGCUGAUUUUUAUCCCUUUUCUUACUGUCUAGAAAAAGACUAUUAAACUUUAAUAGGGAAAUGACCUAUCACUCCCUUCAACCUCCCUAUAUGUAUGAAAAUGGGAUGGAUAGUACCAACUGAAUAAGUUGAAUCAGUUGGUUGUGUCUAGUGAAGAAAUGGCAGGAAUAACGGUGAGUGUGCAGAGGGUGGGGUCAUGUGGACCAAUAAGCAACUAAUUUGAACCAUCUCCAUAGGAUUGCCAAAAAAAGUAUUAAGCAUAUUGAUGCAUUUGAACUGAUAGUGUUUCUUUUAGCAUGAAGAUACAUGUCUCUAGAUGUAUCUAUAUUAUUAAUAUUUUAAAAGAAUGAAGGCACUGUGCAUUAAACUGGGUGCUCCCGAAUGUGUCCUUUAAAUGUAAAUUAUAUUACUUUAUAUUGAAUACUUCUUGUUGAUUAUGUUAAUUUGAUCUUUAUCACAACCAUGUUAGUUUGCGAAUGAAGUUGUUUUGGUUUAAGCCAGACCUCAAUGUAAGUUAAAUUAUUUACAUAGGUACCAGAAAUCCCUUUUAUUUCAUCGGUUCUGGUCUGUGGAUGACAAGCAGCUUCACACAGAAUUCAGUGCCCUCCGCUCUAUUGUGGUUGCCAAUUAUGAAGAGACUAUCAAAAUGCCAAUAAAUGAGCCUGCAUCAGGGAAAAGAAAGUCCCAAAUUCAGGUAUUCCGUGUCAAAAUAACACUUAUGGGUCAAUUACAAUCAAGCUUUGAGAACGUUCAUUAAUAUUUGCCUUAUGUCUGGAGUCACAAUAUGGUUUUUAAAAGCAACCACAAUCCAAAAUUCAUUGAACAUUUUUGUCAAAGAUGGCCAAAAUCAGAAAAAAUUAUUGACUUAAAGGCAGGCCUAUUAUUUACAGAUUCCCUCUGCUAUUUUCCUUUGGCUUUACUGGAUUCAUGAAUAGUAUAAAUAAGGAAUAAAAAAUGAGACCAGGUUUGUGAUUUACUCUAUAAUCUCAAACUCAAUAGUACAAUAUUGCAGAUUAAUGGGGGAACAAAUGGGUUUUUGACUAGAUUACUGGAUGAUGGUCAUAAGUGCAUUAAUGAUGAUAAUAGAGUAUAGGUGUAUCCUUAACAUAUUAUGUUUCAUAUGGACAUUGAAGUAUGUGGUGUGUUUUUUUUAUUUUUUUGGUGUGUUAAAGGAGCACACCAGUCAUCUUACCCAAUGCAUCUUCACUGACGUCCCUGUAGUGGUCAACAUUAAACCAUUUAAUAAUGGGUGAUGUCUUACCUGGGUGCUACCAGGCAUCGCUCCCUGCCUUUACUACUCCCUAUGGAAAGCCAGAAACACCUAAGCUAAAGCUUUUGUUAUAGAUUCUGGACUAAGCCCUGCAAUACAGGUCUUGCUCAUUGGCAGAGAACAUUAGCUGAUUGCUCUACUAGGCUUAGCUCAGAUAGAGAGCUUCUGCCUCUCCAUAGGAAGUAAUGGAAGUGGAGCCUGGUGGACCUUCAGUUAAGAAGUCAGACUGUUCUGAAAUAUUAACAAGAUGUCUUUAGUUAACCCCUUAACAACGUUAGGGUGUGCUAUGCCGUUCUACAAAAGAAGGGUCUUAAAGCUGUUAGGGUGGCAUAGCAUGAUUUAAUUAAUGGGCUGUCCCAGAAGCAAGGAUACUCACAUUCCACUCCAAAAGUGAUUGAAGGAAUUGCCUGACAACCCAGGCAGCAAAUCCUGCCCAUACUCGUCAUGUAAUCGCAAUAACCCCAAGAUCACAUGACUCACAUGGGCUGAGUUACAACAUUGCCUGCAGGCAGAUCUCCCAACAUAGAAUUAAACAUUAUUCUAGAAAAUGACUAUAUAAAAUAAAAUAAAUAUACACUGAGAAUUUUUUUUAAUAUAUGUAUGUAUGUAUAUAUAUAUAUAUAAAAUCUGUAUAUCUCAAGCCACAAUAUAUCCACCAGAAGGAGUGGACACAGCCGGAUUUCAGCUUCAAAAGUGUAAGUAUAAUUUAUUUAUAGAUGUAUAUCGACGUUUCAGUCCACGCAGGGACUUUCAUCAGGAUCCUGCUUGUGGACUGAAACGUCGAUAUGCAUCUAUAAAUAAAUUAUACUUACACUUUUGAAGCUGAAAUCCGGCUGUGUCCACUCCUUCUGGUGGAUAUAUUGUGGCUUGAGACAGCACCCUGGUAAUUACUUAUUUGACUUGGCAAGUACAUGAUUCUAAGGUUUAAUUUAUUUAUAUAUAAAUAUGCGCGUGUAUCUUAUUGUACGUGUAUUUUUCCAUAAUUAUGACUUUGCUGAGUUUCACAGAGAGAUUGCCGCUGGGGAUCCUGUGGCCAAGCGCGUAGGUUAAAGUGCGAUUUACCUACCUACUUGAACCUGUCCCUCGCAGGCAUGGCCAUCUUGAUCCAGCGGGUCCUCUUUCUUUAGAGCCAACGUCACUGCUGUAAUCUCACAUAUGAGCAAGAGUACAGCGUUGGAGUCUGGAGGAUCCCACAAGAACACAGGAUCCUCCAUAGACAGAGCUACUUCCCUGAAGCCGUCACCAUGACUUGUUGAGGAUUUGUUCGUAGAGAUUUAGAUUUAGAAAUAGCACUAGUAAAGCAACAUAUGACUAUUCAUGAUUUGUAGAAUGUACACAAAAUUACCUCUAAUGGAAAUUUGAUUUGACUGAUACAAUGUUAAAGGUACCGGAGUACUGUAGUAAGGAACAACUCCACUAAAAUACAUAACUGAUUUAUCCAGAAUCCAUGCUUGCUAACUUUCCUAAUAUACUGGCCUGCUGUCAGAAUAAGAGGCAACUUAACACACAGAAUAAAUAUGCAGGACAAGGUUAAUGAUGGGUACGCAUUGCCGAAUCUUAGAGUGGUCAGGCUUAACGCAAAAAACACAGAGAAAUAACAAGGUCAAUAAAGAGCCAAAGUUGAAAGAUAACAGACGUACAAGAAUUCAAUUAUGUAACAAAUGUAACAAACAGAAUAUAAAACAUGAGUGGGCAUUGGCAAUGACCGGAUAAUGUCAAAAAGUGGAUGUGACUUAAUGUCAUAAUAAAAGGGACGGAGCUACAGUCUGGCAUCAGAAAUGCUGGCAAAGGUUUCCGAGGGUGUGAAACUGAUGAGGUGCCUAUUUGGGCAGGUAGAAGCACCAGGUGAGUGGCUUAGCGCAAGGGUAUAUAUAUCCAUAACCUUGAACUAAUGUGACUGCUUCAGUAAUAAAUCUUUAAACUUAGAGGGUUACCGGAGUACACUCAUCUAAUAGACAUAUCACAGGGCACAAAACGCCUCUGUGGAUUGGAUUCCAUGUCUCCUUCCAAAUGUAGCUAAUCCUUUAACUUGCUUUGUAGGAAUACGUUGAAUACUAUGGUGGACCAGGAGUUCAACACAUUGCGCUAAAUACUUCUAACAUUAUUGAAGCGGUGAGUUUUACCCUGUCACAGUGCACCACAACUGUGUGUUAAUAUAUCAUUAAAUGUAUAGAUGUAUCACUUAGCCUUUAUGUAAAAAUAUAACCCAAAGUAUUUGCUGCAGAUUAUUAAUUUAAAAGAACGAGGUUUGGAGUUCAUGUCGGUCCCCUCCACUUACUACCAGACACUAAGAGAAAACCUCAAAACAGCCAGCAUCCAAGUGACAGAAAACAUUGACAAGCUGGAGGUAAAGUGUUACAUCAUUUAUAUCCAUGUAUGCAUUAGAGUAAAUAUAUAUAUGACUCUUCUUUUGAAUAUUGGAUAACUGCAGAUGUUCACUUCUCUCAUUUUAGGAGCUAAAGAUUUUGGUAGACUAUGAUGAGAAUGGAUAUUUGCUCCAGAUUUUCACAAAACCAGUUCAGGACAGACCAACUUUGUUUCUAGAAGUCAUCCAGAGACAUAAUCACCAGGUAUGACAAAUGAAGAAAUCUUAUUGGAAAAAUUAACAAUUAUUGUUUUUUUGGAGGUGAGGUGCAGAAUAUAAUUUCACACAUUAAUCAAACUUUAUUUAUAAUCAACAGCUGGUUGAAAGUAUCUUGGUUUAAGAAAAAUGAGUUCACACUAUCUUCUGCGUUUUAUCGUUGUGGUUUCCUAUCUUUACUGCUUUAAAAUAUAUUAAAACAAAAACCAAAAAAAGCUUAACAAAAUCACACCAACGUUAUUUUCUUCUAACACUACAGGGCUUCGGAGCUGGGAAUUUUAAAUCACUGUUUCAAGCUAUUGAAGAUGAUCAAGCUGCCCGAGGCAACCUCACUAUUUUGACACCAAAUGGAGACUUGGAAGUUCUCUAGAUAUGGAUGGCAAUUCAGAUCUAGAAAUGGAUGGCAAUUCAGAUAAGAAUCUGAGAUUUACCAUUGGAGUCCUUACAUAGCCUUUUAAUUAGAUUUAACUGUUUAAUUACUCCUAAAUUCAUGCCAACUCUUCUGUAAAUACCAGAGUGCCCUGUGAUUGUACACUGUACACCAUGGCAUUCAGAUUGUAAUAUUCAUUAAAAUAAAGAAUAUAAAUAUAAGAAAUAUACUUAUUUUAGCAACAGAACUUUGUCCUAGGACAUUAGUUACUACAAUAACUUUUCUUUAAUUGGGUGUUUAGUAUAUCUUUUAGAUAUACAUGCUCUACAGCACAACCUGGUAGAUUCAUUUUACAAUAAAAUAUUUUGGUUUUUUUGUCAGAUUGUGAAGCAUACUAAUACUUUAGUUGAUGCAUCACAGCCAGAUAUCCUCCAGUAAGGCAGCAGUGCAUUGAGACCGAAAUAUGCUAUAAGUCAGAAUUAUGGUCUUGGCAGCAUUAGAGGAUAAUAUAUAAAAUGAAGCAAUGCCAGUAACACAUUCAUAUUAUAAACUAUUGCUAAUGCAUGCAGAAAAACCUUAAAUACUGUCCAUUACUAAAUUUAGUUAGACUGUAUAACGUUUCAUCAGAUUUUUUAUUUUUAUAAAUCACUGAAUGGAAAGUAGAUCAUCAACAAUAGUGCUGCUCUUAUGUACGUGUAUACAGCGCCUUUUAAAAAUAACUAUGCCUAAACGUAAAUACUCCCUUUACUCAAUAUAAAGUAAUUCUUUCAGUGCUUAUUCAGAAAGAGCCUCUUUAUUCUGGUUGUUUAAAAAAAAAAAAAAAAAAAGAUACCACAAAGUAAAAUAUACAGGAAUACUACAGGGGAUAAGAUAUGCAGAGGCAUGACAACGGUUACUUAAAGGACGACUGUCACUUCAAAACCAUUUUUAAAUAUAAUCCUUGCAUCAAGUUUUGAAAGGAAACAGAUUUUAUUUUUAAUUAAGUAUAUGUAAAAAUAAAUGUACGGUAUAUAUAUUUUUAAAACCAGCCAUAUACAUGCACUUUGGGUCAGACGCUGUUUGAAAAAUGACAAUUAGUCUCUAUGGUCGGUUUCACUUUCUGCACAGAAGCAGAGAAACUGGUUUUCAAACACUGUCCGAGUUUUUUUGCAUUUACAUAAAUUUCCUUUUUAAAAUAUUAUAUUAAAAAAAAUUGUUUUCAUGUGAGAGUUGUCCUAAUAGUGAUUUAACUCAACUUUUUGUCAAAUUUGGAUAAUGCAAAUGAGAUUAUUCAGUGACCAAUGAAGUGUGUUGAUUUAAAAAUUAAAUGUGGAAAAUUUAGGUCAAAACAAGUAAGCUGGUGAUAAAGCAGAGAAGAAAAUGUAUGCAACUUGGCUUUAUUAGUUAAACAUUUGCACAUUUAGCUCAUACCAUAUGUUGUCUGAAUGAGAUGAUCAGGGGAAUUUUCUUACAUUUAUAAAAAUGAUUUAUACUAAUCUGUAAAGUCAUCAUUUGUAAAUAUCUCUCACAUCAUGAGCUAAUAUUUCUGCUAAUCCUUAACUGCAAAAAAGGGAAAACCAUCAAGAAAAUAGUCAUAAAUAGAUGUAGGGACCAUGUGGAAGAGUUACAUUAAAUAAAUUAAAUAGUCCUUCAUUACUAGUUCACUGCAGUGUUUUAUUAAGAGCUGCAAUAGUGAUGUUUUCUAAAAAUUGUUUGGCAUUCUGAUUUACCCCCAAAAAAUAAAAGUGUACACUUUGCCAGUAUGUGCAAUAAUCGCGUAAAUGUGCCAAUAACAGAUCUGUCUAUUUUAUUUGACUUUUCCGCCAUUUCUUAUGUUUGCCUAAACUCCGAGAUGCUUAUUCUAUACCUUGUAACAUUUCCAUUUUCACGAAUAUACUUUAUAUGUUUGUUGUGAAUUAUGUUUCUGAAAGGGCUUCAAUAAACAUUUAAUUGAUUCAUUUUUUUGUCAUGUAUUGACUAUUUUUGCUUCUGGUAAACGAUA
This is a messenger RNA of Pelobates cultripes (western spadefoot toad), 13445 nucleotides long. NCBI's taxonomy places the organism in Eukaryota, Metazoa, Chordata, Amphibia, Anura, Pelobatidae. The record is from the annotation of a GenBank genome assembly.